This is a messenger RNA of Rubroshorea leprosula, 1752 nucleotides long. The record is from the annotation of a GenBank genome assembly. NCBI's taxonomy places the organism in Eukaryota, Viridiplantae, Streptophyta, Magnoliopsida, Malvales, Dipterocarpaceae.
UCAACACAUCAACAACACACAACGAAAAUUCGCAGCAGCGGCGGAGACAUGGAGAUAAGAGCAGAAAAGUUGGCUGAAUGGGGUUCCAGCCUCGCCGGACUGAUGUUCGUCUGGGCCACGUUCGAUCAAUUUUUCCCAAAAUUCCUCAAGGACUACAUUCAACUUCAGUGGAGGAAAUUGGUGAACUACUUCAAUCCCAUCAUGACAAUCAUCUUCAAUGAGUACUCCAGUGGCCUCUACAAGCGCAGCGAUGCCUACACCGCCAUAGAAAGCUACCUCAGUUCCAAGUCUGCCGCCAGAGCUUCCCGGCUCAGAGCAGAAGUUGGGAAGAAAAACAACCCCAUGGUGCUCGCCAUGGACGAUUUCGAGAAGAUCCACGACGUGUUUGAAGGCGUCAGUGUCAAGUGGUUCAAAGGAAAACAUAUUCCUCAAGGAAAAACCAUAUCUUGGAGUCAUGCUGAUAACGAGAAAAAGUUUUAUGAACUCAGCUUCAGCGAGAAACACCGGACGCUCAUCACCGACAAGUACAUACACUAUGUGGUGGAAGAGGGGAAGGCGAUCCAGAGUCGUCGGAGGCAGCGGAGGCUGUACAUGAACUGCUGUGGUGACGAGUGGGAUUACGCGGUUUUCGAGCACCCUGCUUCGUUUAACAACUUUGCCAUGGAUGAACAGAGGAAGGAGCAGAUUGUCAAUGAUUUAAUCACGUUUAGCCAAGGAAAGGAAUAUUAUGCGAAAAUCGGUAAGGUUUGGAAACGUGGGUAUCUGCUGUACGGCCCACCGGGAACGGGGAAGUCCACCAUGAUUGUCGCCAUGGCGAAUCUGCUCGGAUACGAUAUCUACGAUCUCGAAUUGACGACAGUGAAGGACAAUACUGAUUUGAAGAGGCUUUUGCUUAACAUCAAAGGGAAGUCGUUGAUCGUAAUUGAGGAUAUUGAUUGUUCCCUUGAUUUAACCGGUGAACGGAAGAGGAAGAAAGGGAAGAACAAGAAGAACAGAGACAAUUUCCCGAAGCCGAAGGAGGAAGACGACCGCAGUGAUCAAAGCAAGGUGACUUUAUCUGGGCUUUUGAAUUUCAUCGACGGGAUUUGGUCAGGGUGCGCCGGAGAACGAGUAAUCGUGUUCACCACGAACCAUGUGGAGCAACUCGAUCCGGCUCUGAUCCGAAGAGGGAGGAUGGACAUGCACAUUGAAUUGGGGUACUGUACCUUCGGAGCUUUUAAGGUUCUGGCGAAGAAUUACCUGAACAUUGAAUCGCACCCUUUGUUUGAGAAGAUCGAAGAGUUGCUCGAACAGACGAACAUGACUCCGGCCGAUGUUGCAGAGAACUUAACGCCGAAGACAUUGGGGGCAGAUGCUGAAACUUGUCUGAAAUCGCUAAUUCAAGCACUGGAAAAGGCUAAGGAAGAAAGUAAACUCAAACUCAUAAAGGAAGAAGCAAAAGAAGCAGAAGCAGAAGCAGAACAACAAGCUGAAGAAGAAAAGGAAGCAGAACAAAAGGCUGAAGAAGAAAAAGAAGCCCAACAAGAAGCUGAAAGCGAUAAUGGCAGCAACGAUAGUUACGAUGAAGAAACAGGAUCAGAGGAAUCGGAAUCAGAAUCAGAAACAGGAUCAGAGGAACCGGAAUCAGAAUCAGAAACAGAGUCGGAAUAAGAGGAUGAGGAAGAAAAAGUUCACUUAUGUCUGUUUAGUUUUAGUUCAUUUUUACUAUGUUCAAUUAUCAAGACUUGUCAAUAAUGAAAUUCUCUUUAGUUU